Molecule: messenger RNA, 960 nt
Organism: Gracilinanus agilis (Agile Gracile Mouse Opossum)
Lineage: Eukaryota; Metazoa; Chordata; Mammalia; Didelphimorphia; Didelphidae
Gene: INSYN1
Product: inhibitory synaptic factor 1
Exons: 3
Coding region: 1-960 (319 amino acids)
Biological process (GO): inhibitory postsynaptic potential
Cellular component (GO): postsynaptic density
Source: RefSeq, a predicted model, not a curated record
AUGGCCUUAAAGUCUGAGGCUGAGAAAGCAUCAGAUGGGAUCGACUCUGAGCUGACUUUCCAGAAGACUUCAGACUACUCUCACCUGCCUUUCAGGGUCCAGUUUACAUUCUGCUGCCUCCAUGGAGCCUUCCUAGACCAGAUUGGAGCCCGCAAGGCCCUUCCCCCUGAGCUAAAUAUGCGAGUUCUUGGUCAUCUUCUGAGCAUUUUGCAUGUGGUGAGCCAGAUAGACAAGCUGACGUCAGAUUUUGACUUCGAGCCGGAGCCUGAUGAUUGGACGACGGCCACAGUCAGCAGCUCAUCAAGCAGCGAGAAGGGUGGCGGGAUCGGUGCUUUCGACCUGGCCCACCUGGAUUUCCUGACUUCAGACGUCCUCUCUGACAGCUGGGAAUUCUGCUCCUUCUUGGACAUCUCGACCCCCUCAGACCCAGGCGAGGGCCCUGAGCCGGCCCCACAGGCUCCCACCCCUGACUACAGGCUAAUGAAUGGAGGCGUGCUUAUCCCCAAUGGGCCCCGUGUUGAGACCCCUGAUUCCUCCAGUGAGGAGGCCUUCAGCUCUUGUCCCCCCACUGCUCCUCCCAAGAGUGGGCAGACCCAUCGGACCCCGGGCACCAGAGAGCGGGUGCGUUUCAGUGACAAGGUGCUUUAUCAUGCCCUCUGCUGUGAUGAUGAGGAAGGAGAGGGUGAAGAAGAAACAGAAGAGGAUGGGGGAGUCUCCUCCCCAACCCCUCCCCAGACAGAGCCCCACGUGGCACCCCUCAAACCCCCCCUGGCAUCCUGCAAGCCACGGCGGUCUCCCCUCACGAGCAGGAAUGGGAGUCAUGCCCCUACACUCACCCCAGGGCCAGGGCAGGCCCGCAGGGUCACACGGAACACCAGCACCCAAACGGUGUCGGACAAAAGCACCCAGACUGUCCUGCCAUAUGCAGCAACCAGGCAGAAAGUCAAAGGAAAAAACUGA